CUCCCUUCUUCCACACUCGUUAGUUGAGUUGUAAGGCCUGCCUGUCAACUACUCGCCUGCCUCUACUCUAGUUAGUUGUCCGUAGUCUAUAGGCUGGUUGUGUUGUACUAUACCUAUUAGCAAAUAAAGCAUGUGCCUUACGCAUCACCAGCAAGUGCCUCCGCGACGAUGCCUCUCCUAUUAUUAGCCGCUCCGAAUUGCCCUAAGUGCCUGGAUUAAGUGUCUAGACUGGAUAAUACCCGCACCGAUUCAAGCCCAAUUACCGCCCCAUAAAAAUAAAUUCAAAUCGCGAUGCUCCGGCGCGGAAAACCGCGAACUCGUGUGCCGCAGCCUUUAAUUGAGACAUAUCCAAUUAGCUAAGAAAUUGCUAGAUGACAGCGCUGAUGACCGGUAGCGCGUUUUUGUGACAAUCAGUUGUGACACAAUUUAGUGAUGUGACUAGUGCGAUAUGCCCGAAAAGGAGGCGGAUUUUCAAGCCGCUAUGUCUGCUGGUCUACCGUUACAGUUCCCGUCGGCUUUUGCGGCUUUCCACGCGCCUCUUCCCGUUGACCAACGCACGCACGAAGGACGAUACGUCUGGGACCCCAGGAUGCAGCCGCCAGGAGCGCCCUUCCACCAUCCCACGCCGCCAGGGGUGAGCGGAAGUCCUGGAAGUGGUCUCCAGCUCCUGGGACGGGAACUACAUCCCGCUUAUCGUCUUCCACCCCACAUGGAGUACCUCUAUUCACUGCAGCAUUCCACUGCCAAUUCGAUACACGGACUGGGACUCUCUCCUGAAUACCUCAGCGCGCGGGGCUUAUCCGACCUGCAUCCAUCUUCGGCGUUGGCCAGCAGCGAAUUUCCUUUUAGCAUCGACGGUUCACGGCUGAACAGUCCCAGGCCGGGUAGCAUAAGGCAGUCGCGAAAGCGGGCAUUAUCCUCCUCCCCUUACUCCGACUCCUUCGACAUCAACUCCAUCAGAUACUCCCCCAACUCGCUGGUGUUGGUCAAUGGUUCGAGGUCGUCGAGCGCGAGCGGCUCCUAUGGACACCUUUCGGCCGGCGCCAUCAGCCCUGCCUUCAACAUGCACCCCGAACUGCACCUCCAGCAACUCCAAGCGCACCUCAUGCGGAGCGCGGGCUCGCUCCUCCCGCUGCCGCCCGCCACCCCCACGCACUCCAUGUACUCGCUCGGACACCACCCCCUGCACGUCUCCUCGCCCCACAACAUUUCCAAGACUGAUGCCCUUAACGAUAAGAAAAAAUCUGAGACUGGUACCUUAACUCAUCUAGAUUCGGACGCACAAGCGCGGAAAAUUAAAAUUAAAAAAGAACCGAGUAAUGCAGUCAGUGGGACGAUUAACGAGGGACAAAACGACCAAACUGAUCUCAAAGACGAACCUGGCGAUUUUAUCGAAACUAACUGUCAUUGGAAGGAUUGUGGUACCGAAUUUCAGACUCAGGAUGAGCUUGUUAAACACAUUAACAACGAUCACAUACAUGCAAAUAAAAAAUCGUUUGUGUGCCGAUGGGACGGGUGUUCGAGGGCAGAAAAGCCGUUCAAAGCGCAAUAUAUGCUAGUGGUGCAUAUGAGGAGACACACGGGGGAAAAACCGCACAAGUGCACUUUUGAAGGUUGUGUUAAGGCCUAUUCGAGGUUGGAGAAUUUGAAAACGCAUUUACGAUCUCACACGGGUGAAAAACCGUACACUUGUGAAUAUCCUGGUUGUUCCAAAGCGUUCAGUAAUGCUUCGGAUAGGGCGAAACACCAAAACCGGACACACAGUAACGAGAAACCGUACGUGUGUAAGGCCCCCGGUUGCACGAAGCGCUACACCGAUCCUAGUUCACUCAGGAAACACGUAAAGACAGUCCACGGUGCUGACUUUUACGCCAACAAAAAACACAAAGGUAUCGAUGGCGGUUCCGAGGACGGAGCCGCUGGUUUAGACUCAAGCCCGCGCAGCGAAGACAUGCAAAGCCAUAAAACCGCAAGUCUUAGCAGUCCGAGUAUAAAAUCAGAGUCGGACGUCAACUCGCCCGGACACCAACAACAGGGAAGCCCUCUGGGCGCCACCCAGCUCGCUGGUGGUUGCAACGACGACUUCCCGGGGGACAUGACCACGGGUGUGCCACGCAACGGGCCCAUGGACGACCCCGCGUGGCCGUACGAUGCCGAGGAUUUGGAGAUUGAUGAUCUUCCGGUCGUUUUGCGGGCAAUGGUCGGCGGAGGUGUCGCAGUGAGUGAGAGGAAUCCAAGGACGAGGAUGAAACCGCGACUUCAGACCAAACCUCCGUCAAACAUUAUGUCACCCGCACAAAGGAAAAAUAUCGGAAUUACGGAUCUUAAUAGGAGAAUCAAUGAUUUGAAGAUGGAAGGCACUGUUACUGCUCAAAAUAAGACGCAAUUUACUGAGUUGCAGCAGAGGUUGCAACCACCGGGCAACACCCAAGCUCAAAUCAGGAGGGAUAGUAAUUCGACCGUUAGCUCGUACUACGGGAGCAUGAGGAGUGCAGAUAUGAGCAGGAAGAGCAGUUUAGCGUCACAAGCUUCAAGUAUGCGCCCUGGUAUGGCACCGGGGUCAUUUUACGACCCGAUUUCGGCCGGAAGUUCCCGAAGAUCGAGUCAAUUAUCAACUGCAACCACCGGCGGAACGUGCAUACCACCGUCUCCACCUUCACAUCUCCUCGCAGGCCAGUUACAAAGGUUGCAAAACAACCCGAACAAAAUCACUGGAGGCAACGGCAACUUGGUGCUACAGACACAAAAUGCAUCACUUCAACAAACCGCCUUACAACAAACGUGGAUGUCGUCAAACACAACGGCAAGUACCGACGCACGAAGAAUGUCCGAACCUUGUCACACACUCACAGACCGCAAGAGCCCGCCACCACGGCCCGCUUCUGUUACUUUAUCCCCACUCAAGGGAACAGUGAGUUCGUCGGAACUUCACCCCAACCAGGCCGUGGUUUUGGACGAAGUGGGCGAAGGCGAAAUGGUUGAAAAUAAGUUAGUGAUUCCCGACGAAAUGGUUCAUUAUUUGAACCAAGUGGCGGACAACCAAAACAACGACUUCAGCACGGCCAUGAGUUGGUCACAAAAACCAAUCCCAAGCCCCAGUCAAACUCUACCAUCGCCGUCCAGUUUGAGCCAUAUACUACCAUCACCACCAAGCACAAACGUGCUAUCGCCAGGCAAUUUGAACCAAAUGAUGCCUUCGCCCAGCAACCAAGCGAACCAAAUGAUGCCUUCGCCCACGUCCAACAUGAUGAUGCCGUCGCCGGGCAAUCAAGUCACUCAGAUGAUGCCUUCGCCAGGCAACCAACUCAACCAGAUGAUGCCUUCGCCGUCCAGCAACUUCAACCAGAUCAUGCCGUCGCCGUCGUCAAACUUCGGCGCGAUUCAGAACCCGAUGCUGUCGCCGGCCCCCAGCAUGACCCAGAUGGUACCAUCGCCCAUGUCAGCGCGCUGCCACUCGAACCAGAUGCCCAUGCAGAGCCCCAACGCCCAGGUGGUGCCGCAAAACUGCAUGAUGCCGCACAACCAGAACAUGAUGCAUUGCUACAACAACCGGCCGAUGUGCUGGGACAACAACCAAAACCGCCCAUGCCAGGCCAAUGGCGGCUACAUGGGCAACUGCGCGACGCACUACCACAACGGGUACGUGCCCAACGGGUGCGCGUCCAACAAGCCCAUGAACUACAACACGUACCAGAACCCGGCCUACAAUUGUCUGCCCAGUUUGAACGAGCCGUUGCCGUCGCCCGCCAUGGCCGCGCCCGCGCCCGCUGACCUGAUGAAUCAGCCGCACUACAACCAGACGUGUUACCAGGCGAAUUACAACCAGUGUGUGCCGCAGAAUAAUUGCAACUGCAACUGUCGGAAUCCGCCGCAUAAGUGCUACCACCAGUGCAGCAGGGGUGGCAAUGCGGAGAUUCAGUGCAAGGAUAUCAGCCAGUCGCAGAUGUCGCCCGGGGUUGUGGCAAAUGGGGUGCAGCCGUUGGGGAUGAGGCAGGACACGUAUCAGAGGACUUUGGAGUACGUGCAGAAUUGCCAGUCGUGGGUGAGCAACACGGAGAUGGUCACCAGUACCACCACGCAUCCGUUGGCCAAGUGUGGCGAUGGGACGAGCUCGAAUAUGGUGGUUAAUGAUAUGACGUCGUCGCUCAGCUCCUUGUUGGAGGAAAAUAGGUAUCUACAGUUGAUUCAGUAGCUCGUUGUAUUUUUAGGAGUUUCAUCAUAUUUUUCUAAGUGUAUUGCAUUGAUUCGAUUUAAUGGUGUAUAAAAUGUACAUUGUGAUAUUAAACUUGUAAUUAUUAGGUAGAUUUCGCGCAAUAUUUAAAUAGAGAAAAGCUUUAACGUUUGUAUAUUAACAUUUAUGUAAAAAGAUAUAAAUAUGGAUGCAAUUUAUUUAUGAUAUUACAUAAGAGGUCUAUGAUCUCAGUCUAAAUAAGGCCAUUUACUGCCAUGUUCAUAUCAGACAAUAAGUACACAUUUUUUAAGUAAGUUUGUACAUUUAUAGAUUCUAGGAGUUAUAUUUUGUAUUUGCUAUGAAGAUUAUUUAAUAAAUGAUAUGCUUAAAAAAG
Messenger RNA from Tribolium castaneum (red flour beetle), 4565 nucleotides. RefSeq names its product cubitus interruptus (gene ci). Gene Ontology annotation, cellular component: nucleus. Gene Ontology annotation, biological process: regulation of transcription by RNA polymerase II. Lineage: Eukaryota; Metazoa; Arthropoda; Insecta; Coleoptera; Tenebrionidae. The record is from RefSeq and is a predicted model, not a curated record. The transcript has 12 exons. Bases 449 to 4192 code for a protein of 1247 amino acids. Gene Ontology annotation, molecular function: DNA-binding transcription factor activity, RNA polymerase II-specific; RNA polymerase II cis-regulatory region sequence-specific DNA binding.